AGCUAUACAGGGUGGGCAAAUUCAUGAACAUCAAUGGUCAAUCAGCUCUAAACAUCCAUCCAGAGAAAGAAGAAAGGGAAACCUGAAUUCCUAUCAUCGCCCACGCACUAUUCACAAACCAGGUUCAAAAGGCUAACUGCGAACCUUAUCCCAGGUCUCAUUGUGCUGCAUUAAGAUCUGUGGAGUUCAAUUUCAGUGGGAGGAAGAUGAGCCAUCCUAGCCUGGGUCAGCAACAGCCCGAAGGAAGACAUGAGGAUGAUACUGCCAUUGCUGAAUUCCUCGCAUCGUUGAUGGAUUAUACUCCUACUAUACCUGAUGAACUAGUGGAGCAUUACCUGGCUAGAUGUGGAUUUCAAUGUCCUGAUGUGCGGGUGAUUAGGUUGGUUGCUGUUGCUACACAGAAGUUUAUUGCAGAUGUUGCCACUGAUGCACUUCAGCAAUGCAAAGCAAGAACAGCUGGAACUGUAAAAGAUAAGCGAGAUAAACAGCAGAAGGAUAAACGACUAAUACUGACAAUGGAAGAUUUAUCAAAAGCUCUACGUGAGUACGGUGUAAACGUCAAGCAUCAAGAUUACUUUGCGGAUAGCCCAUCUGCUGGGUUAGAUCCCAUGUCACAAGAAGAAUGAUUGAAUGCGUCCGAGAGGGGGAAAGCUCUUCAGAUGGCCAUAAAGGGUUGAUCUCGCCUCAAAUCUCGUACUUCAGCUUUUCUAUCCAUUAACAUAUGACUGGCAUUUUAUUGUUUGUACAUUUACCUUGUAUUUUCACUUGUGGUGAUAUUGCACUUUAAUAUUUAUGGAC
This is a messenger RNA of Cuscuta campestris, 798 nucleotides long. The record is from the annotation of a GenBank genome assembly. Lineage: Eukaryota; Viridiplantae; Streptophyta; Magnoliopsida; Solanales; Convolvulaceae.